ACACUCACUGUGACUGAAACGAGAAAUGGAGCAGCAGGCAGUUCAGCUGGACCCAGAAACUUUCUCCUGUUCCAUCUGCCUGGAUCUACUGAAGGAUCCGGUCACUAUUCCCUGUGGACACAGCUACUGUAUGAACUGUAUUAAAAACUUCUGGGAUGGAGGUGAGAAGAAGAAAAGCUACCACUGUCCUCAGUGCAGGAAAACCUUCACWCAGAGGCCUGACCUGGAGAAAAACACCAUCCUAGCWGCUUUAGUGGAGCARCUGAAGAAGACUGGACUCCAAGCUGCUCCUGCUGAUCACCGCUAUGCUGGACCUGAAGAUGUGGCCUGUGAUGUCUGCACUGGAAGAAAACUGAAAGCCAUCAAGUCCUGUUUAGUCUGUCUGGCCUCUUAYUGUGAGAAACACCUUCAGCCUCAUUAUGAUUCAGCUCCUUUGAGGAAACACAAGCUGGUGGAGCCGUCCAAGAACCUCCAGGAGAACAUCUGCUCUCGUCAUAAUAAAGUGAUUGAUAUCUUCUGCCGCACUGAUCAGAAAUGCAUCUGCUAUCUCUGCUCUGUGGAUGAACAUAAAGGCCAUGACACAGUGUCAGCUGCAGCAGAAAGGACUGAGAGGCAGAGAGAGCUGGAGGAGAGACGAGGAAACAUCCAGCAGAGAAUCCAGGAC
Molecule: messenger RNA, 664 nt
Organism: Poecilia reticulata (guppy)
Lineage: Eukaryota; Metazoa; Chordata; Actinopteri; Cyprinodontiformes; Poeciliidae
Source: RefSeq, a predicted model, not a curated record